Messenger RNA from Fusarium coffeatum, 594 nucleotides. RefSeq lists its product as uncharacterized. The transcript has a single exon. Bases 1 to 594 code for a protein of 197 amino acids. The record is from RefSeq and is a predicted model, not a curated record. NCBI's taxonomy places the organism in Eukaryota, Fungi, Ascomycota, Sordariomycetes, Hypocreales, Nectriaceae.
AUGUCUCCUACUUCACAGUUGUCGACCACGGUCGAGGAUAUCCCUAGUCUUUGGCAACCUAGACCUAAGCGCAAGUGCCCUCAUUGCCAGUACUACCCUUUCCACCAGGAGCAAAAGGUAUGCGAGGUUUGUCAGUUCAAGAUGGGUGUAAAGGGCGUCAAAGCUUUCCUUGAAGGUGGUGAGAAGAACUGGGUUGUGUACCACCUGGUUCGUCAAGGAGAACUUGCCGUCCGGGCCAUUUUCGAAGACCAUAUGCGCUCACGACUUGUUAACGAGAACCGCUGUCGCCGACUUGACUGCGCGGAAGAGAAAUUGACAUUCUCUGUCUAUGUUCACUGCGACAAAUGCCGAAAGAGGCUCACCAAAAAGGGUGACCUCGCUGCUGACAAGAAGGAUCCACGAGCUGCUCCUGAAUCGUCUGUCGCUAAACUGGUAGCUUUGGGCUAUAGUGAGACGGGAUUUGCGAUGAGGAUUGCCAAGAAUGAGACUUGGGUUUUGCCAGAGGAUUGGAGAUGGGAGAGUUCCUUGGGCCAGUUUGUGCAUCCUGAACACAAGAUCUAUACCGGCAAUUUGGACCCUGAGGAAAUGGUCUAA